This is a messenger RNA of Elephantulus edwardii (Cape elephant shrew), 657 nucleotides long. Its product is annotated as craniofacial development protein 1-like. The record is from RefSeq and is a predicted model, not a curated record. The transcript is spliced from 3 exons. The coding region runs from base 1 to 657 and encodes 218 amino acids. NCBI's taxonomy places the organism in Eukaryota, Metazoa, Chordata, Mammalia, Macroscelidea, Macroscelididae.
AUGGAGUUAUUUGACUCCGAAGACUUUUUGACCUCAGAGGAAGACGAGGGAUUACAUGCUAUCGAAGGUGGAAAGUAUAGUGAAGAUGAUGCAAGCGAAUUAGUGAAGGAAAGUGAAGUGGAUGGCGAAGAGCAGACACAGAAAACUCAAGAGGAAAAAAAGAAGGCUCAGAGCUUUCCAGCCAGAAAGAGAAAACUGGGUGGCCUUUCAUUAGAAGGAGAAGAUGUGGAUGCCGGAGCGGAAUCUGGAGGGACCAACAGUGAGGAGGAAGAUGGGUCAGCAGAGCAGGAAAAGGACAGUAAGUCAGAAGAUGCAAGAAAAAAGAAGGGUGAACUCUGGGCCAGCUUUCUCAAUGAUGUCAGACCAAAAUCAAAAGUGUCUGCUGCAAGUACUCGAGUUAAGAGAGAAGAGGAAGCUGCAGAAACAAGUUCAAGUAAGUUGGUGAAACUUGAGGAUCUGACAAGGCCUCCAGAAGCUGAAAAGGUCAGGAUCACCAAGGUGUUUAAUUUUGCUGGUGAAGAAGCCAGGCUUUCCUUAAGAGCUUAUCAUAUUCCCCAUAAGCCAAUUUGGGAAGGAGGCAAUAUAUCUUUUGGCUCUCGAAUGCUGCUCGCCUCUGAAGCUCAUUAUGACAAGCCACUUUCUGAAGCUGGGCUGUAG